GCUGGCUGACUAACGUGUUUAGCAUGUGGGCGGAGAUCCUUCGUGGACCGUAAACUGGGUCAUACAAGCCUUCACGAAGAGAUUCCAGUGGUUACGAGUUGCUAUUUCCUGAUUGUUCUAUAUAUACCCUGUGGUAUACCCUCGUAUCACACGUGUGAUAACCACCCUAUGUUGUAAGGGUGGUGUUUGUGUUGGUUAGUCAUACUCAGAGAUUCAAGUGGAUGUAUUGCUUCAUUCUGGAGUUUAUCGACGUACGUAACUCAGCGUGUUGAUAUGUAAACAAUCGUGACUGGGAGCCUUGCAAAGGCCAGGAGAUAAUGGUCAACAAAGGCAGCCGCUAUUCAGCCUGGGUAAUUGACUUGAAUGGGCUAGGUAUUUGAGUCAUUCACUGGGUAUAAACACAACCACGGAAUAUUGGACAGGUAGUUUUCAAUUGGAAGUGUGAUCAUUCACUACACACUACAGAUCCAACAUCCUCAAUGACUCGCAAGACACAGCCGUCCCGACAUGAAGACAAGAUGUCGCUGAAGCAGGAGCGGCCUGCUCGAGCCACGCUACCAGUAGCCAGGAGCCAGUCGUUCGGCGGGAUGUCAGUACGCUCCCAAUCUUCCUCAUCCUCGUCUACGUCUGUGCUGGGCGACACGAUACGUCGUAGUCCCAGGCUGUACACACGGCCCCAGCAGACAAGCCGAGGAUUAGGAUUCAGUUUUCGUAAAUCACCGAAAAUCCCCAAAAUUCCAAGGCCAAACAGAGCUCUCCUGAUGUUCGAGAGCAUGAAAAAGGGUAUCAGGGAGUUCAUCCGAGCUACCCAAGAGGACAUCAUGCAACUGCAGACGGGGGACUCCAACACGUCCACGGCACAGGGUAGGCUCCAUGAAACAGACAAGCAAAUCAAAGCUGCUGAGAGAUAUUUGAAGAAACUGGAAUUUCACUUGUCAAAGCUUGAUGAGCUUCACGAGUGCUACCUGGUUCAUCAACAACUCCGAGAAGGGGCUCGGACUAUGGCAAGAGCAUACACAACGUCGCCUGGCAACAGAAAACAGUCCCUCACGAACGUGAAAUACGGGUAUAAGGAGUGUUCACAGACAUUAUGUGCAAUAGAGGCCCAGCUGGAGAACAUGCUCGGCACGUUCCACUGCAAACUCAAGGGUAUGGCAGGGUUUGCACGGCUCUGCCCUGGCGAUGUGUUCGAGGUCUCCAUCCGCCAUGGGCCACAGAAGUGGAAGACAAAAGGCCGCAUUGAGAAAAACAACACACAGAAGUGGGAUCAGCCUGAGUUUAUGUUCAAAGCCUUGGUUGGAGAAGUCCUCAGUCUAAAGGCUGUGGAGGUUCGCAGCUUCAAGAGUGUACUGCUGGGGCAGAAGAACUGUGAAAUCAAGGAUCUGUUUUCUGCCAACCCUCAACUGAUGACAGUCAGCAUCAACUUCAACGGCUCUCUGAAACUCAGCAUCGUCAUCACAUGGAACCCUCUUGACGGCAUGGAUGAGUCCGUUACAUUCUUCGAGGCUCCGAGUCGGCCCCAGGGUACUCCACGGAGGCGACCCGUGUCCGUUCUGGCUCUGAAUGGCCAACUGUCUGGGAGUUACGGCGACCUGCCGACCGGUCCGGAACGGCGCUACUCCAGCCCACUCCAUCUCCAUCACUCCAAGGACGACUACUACCUGUUCGGCUCCUCUACCUCCCUGCCUACUCGGGCGUUCGAGUCCCACUCGUACCAGGCCUCGCCACUACUCCGCAGCAAGGACAACACCGUGUUUGUGAGCCACACUCAGGGAUCGCGACUAUCACAGACAGUAUUAUCUAGUGCCCUGCCAGUACAGCCUCUUCCUCAGACUCUCCUGCCCGGUGUUCUCUCGCAGACUGUAAUGACCAAUCGGGACGAUCCCACUAGUAUUGAGGAAGGGCUAAAUGUUCUGACGACCUCGUUGGAGGAUUUCCUCGGACAAUAUAACGAGUUGCAGAAGCUGGAGGAAGUGGUUGUUUUCCUGGAGCAGUUCAUCAGGAAACAGUCGCGAUGCAGCUCUCGGUCUUCCAGCAUCAGCGUCUCCAUAGAGAGCGCACUUGAAGCUUUCGAUUUCCUCAACACAGAGGAUACGACAGAUGAUGCCACAGAUGACCUUGACCCUAGUCCUGAAGUGAGCCGUACAUCCAGCAUCGAUCAAAUUCUUGCCAGCCCCGAGUCCACAGCCAAGACGGCCGACUCCGGGAUCGAAUCCCUCGCCAAGCGCCUCAGCGAGGACACUCAGCUCGGCUCUAGUCUGGGUUCCAGCCCCAUCCCUCCUUCCACUGGGAACGAACAAGUUGACCAGGCCCUCCUCUUUCAUCUUGGAUACUGUGAUAGACUUCUGGAGAGCUUAGGCAACUUUGGUCCCCUGAGGUGUCGAGAGUUCUACGCACUGGAUAAACUCCAGAAGCAAGCCUUCAUCAUUGAAAGCCUGAUGAAGAUUGCCAAACAAGGGCCUGAUGUGGAUCUGCAUUCUGUGAUGUCGGAACUGACUGACGACAAGGCGUUGAAGGAGUUCUGGGUUCUGUGCGUGGACCAGAACGUGUUGUACGUCCACCCAGAGAAGCUAUCCUACACCAUGGAGCAGAAGUUCGGACUCAAUAUCAAGGAGACCUUCGAUGUUUCCCCUGCCAGAGUGUUUGCUUACAUCAUGGCGAAGGUGCUGGACCUGCCCUCCUAUGACCCCGACAAGCUGCGGUCGUCCCUGGUCGUCACUCUGCAACAGUUUGUCAGCUUCUUCAAGAAGGACGGGCUAGCUGUCAUUGACUCCAUUGCUCAGGAAAUUAGCCUGAUGGAUCGGUUGUGUUCGGGAAACACCGACAUGGUCAUCAAAGCUGUGUUGACCUUGAAGGAGGACAUUCCUUCCCCAACGUGUCUGAAGGUCGUUGGAACACUGCUGAUAGCAAAUAAUCGGGAGAUCAACCAGACAGCGACAACCUAUCUGAAGUCUGUCGCGCGGAACAAGGAAGUUCGAGAUAAGGCGAUGGUGAUUUUCGUGGAGGGUCUGGAGGAUCAGAUCCCCGAUGUCCGAGGGGGCUCUUGCUAUGCACUGUCAGUUCUGGAGGCGGUGGAAAGUAUCGAUCAGCUGGUGUUUGUCUGUCAGGCUGAUGCGGCCUCCACUGUCCGGAGAAAGGCGAAGGAUGCUCUCUUCUCAAUGGGUGACGAGGGUCGACGGGCAUUCGAGGAAGCCCAACUCUCUUCCCACGGCUUCCAAGGACUUCAAAUGAAGAAGUGAAUGAUCGUCUGUGUGAUGUAAUCAUCCCAUUACCAGUCCUGUGCUUGGAGAUCUCCACAGCUAAGGGAGACUACUCCUGCCAAAUCUCAACUCAAAGGGAGAUAACUUUCGAAGAGACAAUCCUGACACAAGUCAUUUUCAUUCUUUGUACAUUUUGUUACCAAGGAGAUGAGAUUAUACAAAUGUGUCUGACCACGGUGAACACAGCUCCUGUGUAGAGUGUCGGGAAUGAAGGAACCCGUUGGUUUGUGUGUGUGUCCAGUUGUGCCGUGAUAACGCGUAAGGCUAUCAGCAUCUACAUCAAAUACCACAAAGUCGUAGUUAUGACAAGUUACUAACACAUGAUACACGUACACCACAGGGGCUGUUCAGGAAUCAACUUUGUUGCCCCAUGAACUGGAACUGUGAUCCUGAGAACAGAACAGAAUCUAUCGACCAGCUUCUCAUGCGAUGUGCCCCGAGGAAGAGACUCAGAGGCAUUGGCACUGUGUGAAGUGUACAGAUAUCUUAGCAUGCUAGAAUUCUUUCACAGUGUAGCUUCAUCAUUCUAUAAGAAGACUUUGUUAGCCGUUGCCAAAAGAUCCGAAUGUGCAUCUGUUACUCACUUUUGUGGUCGUAGAUUGUGUCAUUGCAGUAAGAACAAUUUGGAUGUCCCGCGCAUCCUUGUAGGGCAUUGUAUUGACUUAUACCACCUCAUGGUGCAUGAUAUCGCUUCAUGAUGUAGGAUAUCAUUGUGAUCGAAGAUAUCACUGUUUGAUAUAUGAGUUAUCACACAGUACGGUGAUGAAAACUGGAAGUGAUACUCUCUGUAUUAUAAGACUGGUCAUGUUAUGUGCAACCACAUUUUUGUUGCGAAUAAUAGUUUUAAAGGAGUUUUCCCAGCAGUGUCGGUAUGUUAAUGUGAGGCGAUGUUUUCAGAAAUUAUGCAUGUGACCCUUGAAGCAAUUGUGGCUUUGUGUAGUACAUUAUAGAACAGUUUCACACAGCGAGUAAUGGUGCUAACAGUUACUGUCUACACAGGCCCCAGACAAGCAUAAUUUCUGAAAACUCCCAUGCGCAUUAUUCUUUUCAUGAUUUGUUUUAAGUCAAUCAAAAUUGUUGCUAGUCAGAUAACAUAUGUUGAUCUAAAAGAAUGUGAAUGCUAAUCAUUGUUUAUAUAUAUAUCGUUGGAAUGUAAAUAUGCUACUUGCGCUAACAUGGCUAGGCCUGAUGUAACCUUGUAUAUACACUUGUACAGAUUUUGUAUUUUAUAUUGUACAAUAUAAGCAUUUUGACCGCAAGUGACAA
This is a messenger RNA of Haliotis rufescens (red abalone), 4526 nucleotides long. Its product is annotated as rho family-interacting cell polarization regulator 2-like. NCBI's taxonomy places the organism in Eukaryota, Metazoa, Mollusca, Gastropoda, Lepetellida, Haliotidae. The transcript is spliced from 22 exons. The record is from RefSeq and is a predicted model, not a curated record. The coding region runs from base 480 to 3239 and encodes 919 amino acids.